AACCUACUUCCGUGCGGGCGCCAACCGCGGUCGCGACUCCACCGCACUGUAGUACUGGCGAGUACGUACAACGCUUAUCUAUGACGCUCAGUGAUGAACUGUUUCACGAAAACACAGAACCUGUUGCGGUCUACCGCCCGUUCUGAAUGGACACUAAUGUUAUAUGCAGGGGACGUUUGAGCGAAAUGUUUUACGGUACUGCCAAGGCAAGUCAACAACGAAUAAUGACACUCAGCCGCGGCCCGUGUGACCUCGACAACAUGAGUCUGUUUCAAGACCUCAAAUUAAAGAGGCGGAAAGUUGACUCCCGAUGUAGUAGUGAUGAUCUUAGUCCAUCAGCGAGCAGCAUGUCAGGAACAUCGGCGAUCGCGAGUGCGAGCUCUCUUUCAAUUCCUCGUCCUGAACUACGCGCGUAUGCUCCAGAAACCGAGCGCGACGAGGAUGAACAACCUAUGAUUUGUAUGAUAUGUGAGGACAAAGCGACUGGAUUACAUUACGGCAUCAUCACGUGCGAAGGUUGUAAAGGCUUCUUCAAACGGACUGUGCAGAAUCGACGGGUUUACACAUGCGUUGCUGACGGUGGUUGUGAAAUCACGAAGGCGCAAAGAAAUAGAUGCCAAUAUUGCCGGUUUAAGAAGUGCAUUGAACAGGGAAUGGUAUUACAAGCUGUACGAGAAGACCGCAUGCCGGGUGGCCGUAACAGUGGCGCAGUGUACAAUAUGUAUAAGUAUAAAUAUAAGAAGCAUAAAAAAACUAACGCAAAAGCAGCGACAACAACGAGCAGGGCAUCACCGCCGGAGAAGCCUAAGGACCCUCUUCCACCGAUCCCACCGCACCUCGUCAACGGGACCAUACUUAAGACUGCAUUGACCAACCCUAGCGAGGUGGUACACUUGAGAGCGAGACUGGAGAGCGCAGUAUCAUCGUCGCGGGAUCGAGCGGUCCCUCUAGAGAGAGCGCUGCACAUGAUCAGGGCAUUGAUCGACUGCGACGCGAUGGAGGACAUCGCUACCGUGCGCCAUCUACCGGACCUCCUGCACGACACAUCCGAGAUCGGCGAUAAGCUGUGCAGGAUCGGUGACUCGAUUGUCCACAAAAUGGUCGCUUGGACGAAAAAAUUACCAUUCAUCAUGGAAAUCCCAAUGGAGAUCCAUUCAAAGUUACUAAUGGAGAAAUGGCACGAGAUCUCAGUGAACGCCAACUUACGGACGCUACAGAACUGUCUGACGUCACUAAUGGGGCGGCCGAUCACGCUGGAACAGCUGCGGCUCGACGUCGGCCUCGUCGUUGAGAAGAUGACGCAGAUCACCUGCGUGUUCCGUCGCAUACAACUGCGCAUGGAGGAGUACGUCUGCCUCAAAGUCUACAUCCUCUUGAAUCAAGAAGUAGAACUGGAAGGCAUUCAAGACCGUUACGUUCAAGUUCUUCGCAGCUACUUGGAGCACGCGGCGCCUCAUCAUCCAGGGCGGCUGCAGGAAUUAUUUGCGAGGAUACCAGAGAUCCAAGCGGCGGCGAACCUGUUGCUGGAGAGCAAAAUGUUCUACGUGCCGUUCGUGCUCAACUCCGCAGAGAUCAGAUAGUACAUGGCCCAGCAGGGCGUAUAGUUCUCGAUGUACGAGACCAGCGCCCCGCGACCGCGCCGCGCCACCGUCUUAUGAUCGCCCCAGACUGGAGACCGCGGUCUCGGCCUCACCCGCCACUGGGGAACGGGCGCGCCGCGGACUGAGACCACGUCUGAUCUCGAGACCUUAAAUAAAUAAAUUUGCGGACACACAGGUGACGCAGUGACUAAAUAAUGAAAGACAGUGUUCACAAGUGAGACAGUGCGUUAUACCUUUGUUGAGUCGAUGUGUGUAUUGGUUUAUUGUUUAUUAGAGGAAUUAAAACGUCCCAAUCGACAGACUGAUUUAUGAUUAAACUAGCUAUUAUUUUAUAGAUAACCAGGGACUUGAAUGCGUGUUUUAUACGUGGUAGUGUAUACUACUUAGUGUUAUUAUAAAUAGAUUAAAUAUAUAAUUAUGUUAUUAUAUAACUUUUUUCGUCAAUCGGAGAAUCGCAUAAUAUAUUAUUUCUGUAAAUAUAGAGUAACCUUAACGGUGUAGCGUAUAAGGAGUUGUUUUUUUUAAACAGAAUUGUUUCUUGUAAAUGAAAUAUUGCUGUUUUAGUUUGCAUUUUAUACUGUCUAGUGUAAGAGCCGUAGGGUAAUUGCUGGGUGUGUAAUAUUGAUUCUUUUAUUUCUUAUUUAAUUUUAUGAUGAUUUUGUUCUUAAUGUAAGUAGCACUAAGUACCUACUCUCAGUGUUUACCAAGACUGCUUGUAUACAACUAUACUGUUUAUACACUAACAUACGUUUGGCGCGGGUUGUACCGCGUUUUCUUUAUAGUCACAACUUUUGCAUUUUUAUUGCCAAUAUUUCUUGUAACACAUGCGCAAGUUCUGUGCUCUGAGCGAUACACUUCUCUUUGUUCUGGUCUAAAUAGAUAUGUAAGGGGCUGUUGAGGACUUUUUAAGAAGGUACCGUGAUGAUCGCCGCGCGCCGCUUUCGGAGUACCGCGGCGAUUUCCACGCCGUUUCCUUCUCAUUCUUUGGACAUUCAAUAUUAUAUCGCUUCCAUUGAUGUGUUCAAGUUGUAAUGCAUGCUCAAAUCUUUAAAACUAUAAAUUCAGAUUCAUGUUUCAUUUCAUAGCUACCACUUGUUUUUCUCCACAUACCAUUUUUCACAAAGAGUAACGAGCAUCAUACGACAGUGUAAUACCAGAAAUAAAGUUUAUGCGGACCUUAAUUGUACCCACCGGAAAAUUCUUAUUAAUUGGUCAGUUGUCAAUUAUAACACAGUCGUCUGUAAAAUUAUAUACAUUUCUUAUAUCAAUGUUUAGACAAUACUUGUGUUUGAAUGAGACAAAGUAAAGAUGUGAUUCGAAGACCUUUGAUACGAAGUUGUAAUUUUUUUAUCUGUAUAGCUUGCAGUCAACUGGAAUAAAGUUGUUAUAACAUACAAAACAAACGCUAAAACAUAAAAGUAAAAUGCAUACUUAAAACGAAACUUUACUUCCGUCAACUAAGAUCGCAAUAAAAGUAAAUAUCCGAGGUACGAAUAGGAACUUUCAAAAUGAAAUUUGUACGAUAAUUUAAAUAAAAACUUAAUCUACGUGUUUGAUAACGAUUUGUGGUUAAAAUGUAAAUUUUACAGACAAUAAAUUAUAAAUAAAAUGUAAUUGUAAUUUUACACUUUUUUAACAAUGUAAAAUGGGCCUUUUAAUAAACGGUCGCCAUCUUUAAUAAUGUAUGAAGUAAUUAUAAUACCGAUGGAUAUCAGUGUCAGUCUUUAUUCAAGCCAGAAGCAUUGUAAAGCGAUCCAUAUUGUGCUCCAAACCAUUGUUAUAUCAUCCAUAAGUUUCUGUAACCAUUCAUUGACUAAUUUCUCAUUCAUUGUUCAUUUGUAUAUGAAGUACUGUUGCAUUCCCUUAGUUUCCAUUUACAUCUUUACUAAUCUCUCCAACAUCAAAAGGGUCAUAGAAAUAACAGAUAAAACUAAAAAAAACUAAAGAAAACUGUUUUAUAAGUAUUACUAUAAACAUAAUUGACUAAAUGUUUUUCGUUACUAUUCUAACCUAAAAGUUAUUGUAAUCUUUUGAAGUGUCAUUUACAAAUAUCAAUACGGUGAUCCCGCUAAUUACGUGUAAGUUGUAUUUCUGUGACUCUAAAAUAUCAUUAACUUCAUAUUUGUCGCAUUAUUCAUAAAGAUUUACUAACGUUUAGUCGUAAUUUUAAACAGAUAAAUAAAAUAAGGAGCUCUUUUGACUAAUUGUUCUUAAAAAUAGUGUUAAUUUCCCGCGACACUGUCAGACAUCACUGCCUGUAUUUUUAAAGUUAUUGCCGUUAUCGUUAAUUAAAAUGUUCGUAUUAAUCGUUAAUAUUAUGAAAUUGUAAUAAACGUUCCAGCAACGGUGAACAGUUACCAUUAGAUAUAGGUCGGCAGAAAUACGCCGCGUAUAAAUUAAGUAAAAAAAAACCAAAAAGUUCGUUCUAGGGACUUAGGUUCUAGGUAAAUUCCUUUCCGCGUUUUGUCUGUAUGGUUUAACUCUUCAAACUAGUGUAAUUAAAUUGCCCCAAUUAUUAUUACUUCAGCGAAUUUUUAUACAAAGUCCAAUUUCUACAUUUCGAAAACAAUUAAUAAAUGACCAACAAUAAAAUAAAUAUUCGAGAUGUAAAGUAUUAUUUACAUAAAGCAAUCGGACUUGUCAAUUUCUUAAAUUCUCUAAUGCCGAAUUAUAAUUCAAAUUACUUUUUUUUCAGUUACAGAUUUUGUGUAAUUUAAUUUACUUAUAAAAAAACUGGAAGCACAUAAAACACAACGUUUGUAAAUGUUAUAAAUAACGCUUCAUUUCCUUAGUCGGGUAAACAUCAUAAGUUACAUAAACUAUGUGGUCAAUUGAUUUUACAAAUAUUAUGUAAUUAGAGAAUCCUGUUACCUGAACGUGCGAGAAGCGUCCGUUCCUCAACGUGUUACCAUUAGUUAAGUCUUAGUGGGUAUGUGUUUUGUACAUUGUUAUUAUUAGAUUUCGAAUACAACCAGUUACGAUACUGCCAUCAAAUGCCUAAAUAGUUUUUCGAUUAAUUUCGUUAUAUACUUUAAUUACGUUUUUCUAUUAAGUUAAUGACAUUCGCGAAAUUAUUAGUUAAAUGUGAUAAAAGAACAGUGAUAAUAUAUUGGGAAUACAUGCGCGAAUUGUCUACGACCCAGACAGUAGUGCACGGUUCUAACGCCUGGUCUACGACGGGCCCACGUCUCGUAGCCGCCGGUACGGCUACACGCCGGCUUUACACUCGCGCGAGCUUUUAACAACAGAACCCUCCCGUAAAUUGGGUAACUACAUAUAUUUAUUUAUUCAAUUUUAACUAACUUAAAUUAUAAUUAAUUAGUUCUUAAAUAUAACGCCAUCAGAACGACGGUGGUAAAUCUAAAGUCUGAGGUAAAGAUGCCUUCAUAGAUUUUUAAACAUUGUAAUGAGGGAAAUCGUAAAGAUAACUAUAGUCGCAAAUCGUGCAUCAUUCUACUAAAUAUGUUAACGGUAUGUUUAAGUAAUAUUGACACUUAUUUUGUUAGUAACCUAGCUUAAAGAUAAGAUGAAACUAACGGCAGUGUAUCAGAGAGGAGUUAGAUGUAAGGAUGUUAUUGGCGUUGUACAAAGGAUAGUAUUGUUAAUAAAUAAACGAUGAAAUUGGCGCAUUACUGUCGAGUACCUAAUUAGAUUAGUACACGAGCCCCCAGAGGCUAUACAUUUUGUCAAAUAUAAAUGUAAAUACAAAAUUAUACACGACGCAUAUUCACUUUUCAUGUCUCUACCGAGUUAUUAGGAGCCAUAACACCACUUGGACUAACAGUAAUAAAAUCAUAACGAGCUUUCUCAGAUACUUUUUAUUUUCAUUGGACAGAUUAUAUAAUUUCACUAUACUUUCCUUUAAAAUUUAUUUUUUUCUGUAAUAGAAGUUGACGAGUCAAUAAUUUCGAAUUUAUAUUUAUAUAAUACAGUGUAAAAACAACAUAUACAUCAUCGAUUAGUAAUGACACAGCAAGCUUUGUAUAAACCAUACAUACUUAUAAUAGAAGUCGGAACCUUUAUUAAUGAAUCACAUAACUUGUUGCGAAGUUGACUAAGAGUUAAGAUCUAAAUAAUAUGGCGAAAAUAUUUUGACUGAUAUAAAUAAUUAGUAAUGUAAACGUAAUGAUGUUAAUAUAUUUAUAAGAAUGUAACAAAAAAAAACUUAAUGCAUUUCUCACUUUCUUUACAGUCCAUAAGAGAAUAAAUUAAUUACGUCUAAGAUAUUGUGACGAAAUAUUUUCACAUUCAUAAGUAAGGUAAGGUUUGUUGUGUAUAAUAAUAUCGUUUCGUGUACUUUUGUGUAAAAGAAAGUUUGAAAUUUGUGUACAUUAGACAAUGUAAUUAGUUACAGUUUAACAAGUGUAAAGCUGUAAGAGAAUAUAUAUUUGGAAACGUUGAGUGUUUGUUGUAUGUAACUACAUGUCGCAGAGGGACUUUUCAACCCUAAGUAUGCAUACUAUAAUAUACAUAAUAAAUAUCUAUUUGACGAGUUAUACAUCGUUUAUUAAAAUAAUUGUGUUUUCUGUUACGGUUACACAAACAAACACGUUUCGCUUUUUAAUGAUUUUAUCAUUUCAGUCCGUUCUAUGGUGUAGGCCUUUGUCAACUGUAAUAAAUAUGCAACUUAAGUAUGACACCCACUUUUAUAGCUCCACAAUCUCACUGAAAGUGCCACUGAGAAACGCACGUAUAUAUUAGCUGCCAUUAUGUCAAUAAUCAGAGUUCGAUGUGGUUGAGUGUGCUGUAUCUCACAUAUUUAUAUAGUUGGGCUCGCUCAAUAUCAAGACUUAUCGCUUUCAGACUUAGCUAGUACGUUUAAGUAUUACGAUACCUUAGGGUUCUAUGUUUACGUGUAGCAAGUCACAUUAGUUGCUGUUCGAUGUAUCUUUCUUGAUGGUUAAAAGGCUAUUAUUAUAAUAUAUUUCGACCAAAUUAAGGAUCAUAUUGAGUGUAUGAAGUGUUUCGAGAAGUUGUGACUCGUCCCUUUCGAGUGGUGCGCCGGCUGUUAGUCAAGCGAUCGUGUUCUGGUUUGCCAAGAGGAGUUACCUACAGUUGUGUUUAGUUAGCGAUGCAUAACGUGUUUGUACUUUAAUUUGUUUUUUAGUUGUACUCUUGGAAAUCAAUGGUUAAUAACUUAAGAAAAUAAAAUGUAUGUGAAAUA
This is a messenger RNA of Papilio polytes (common Mormon), 6765 nucleotides long. It is a transcript of the gene Hr4, whose product is annotated as nuclear hormone receptor family member nhr-91-like. Gene Ontology annotation, biological process: regulation of DNA-templated transcription. The record is from RefSeq and is a predicted model, not a curated record. NCBI's taxonomy places the organism in Eukaryota, Metazoa, Arthropoda, Insecta, Lepidoptera, Papilionidae. Gene Ontology annotation, molecular function: sequence-specific DNA binding; DNA-binding transcription factor activity; zinc ion binding. The transcript has 9 exons. The coding region runs from base 147 to 1580 and encodes 477 amino acids.